Molecule: messenger RNA, 2591 nt
Organism: Rhincodon typus (whale shark)
Lineage: Eukaryota; Metazoa; Chordata; Chondrichthyes; Orectolobiformes; Rhincodontidae
Gene: tars1
Product: threonyl-tRNA synthetase 1
Exons: 19
Coding region: 74-2239 (721 amino acids)
Biological process (GO): threonyl-tRNA aminoacylation
Cellular component (GO): cytoplasm
Molecular function (GO): ATP binding; threonine-tRNA ligase activity
Source: RefSeq, a predicted model, not a curated record
UCGUGACGGAGUUCCCGUGCGCUGUCGGCUGGAGGUCGCGAUUGCAUCAGUGCGAUCCGGCGGCGGUGGUGGGAUGGAGGUCGAGGUAGUGACGCAGAAACUAGAGGUCAUGGAUGUCGAGGGCCAACCUAAAGUUACAUCUGAGAAACAGAAAGGAGGCAAGAAGAAAAACAUCAAGGAAGGUGGUGAUACGAUGAGAGCGGAGUUGGAUCCAUGGCCAGCAUAUAUUAAUGAACGCCUUGAACUGUACCACAAACUCAAAGCUGAAAGUGAUUCUAUUUUGGCAGAACGUGCUAUGAAAGAGAGUAAACCAAUCAUUGUUACUCUACCAGAUGGUAAACAAGUACAGGGGGACUCCUGGAAAAGUACCCCUUAUCAGAUUGCAUGUGGAAUUAGUCAGGGUUUGGCUGAUAACGUGGUUAUUGCUAAAGUAAAUGGAGUGGUUUGGGAUCUGGAUCGACCAUUGGAAGAAGACUGCAGUCUCGCAUUGCUUAAGUUUGAAGAUGAGGAGGCUCAGGCUGUGUACUGGCAUUCUAGUGCCCAUAUACUGGGAGAGGCGAUGGAACGAGUCUUUGGAGGGUGUCUCUGCUAUGGCCCACCAAUUGAAAAUGGAUUUUAUUAUGACAUGUUCUUGGAAGAAGGAGGUGUCUCCAGCAAUGAUUUUCCAGCUCUAGAAAAUCUAUGUAAACGUAUUAUGAAGGAUAAACAACCAUUUGAGAGACUUGAAAUAAAAAAAGAGACUCUUCUGGCUAUGUUCAAGUACAACAAAUUCAAGUGUAGGAUUCUAAAUGAGAAAGUGAAUACUCCUACUACAACAGUGUAUAGGUGUGGACCCUUGAUUGACUUGUGUAGAGGACCUCAUGUCAGACACACUGGAAAAAUUAAGGCUCUGAAAAUUCACAAAAAUUCUUCCACUUACUGGGAAGGCAAGUCUGAUAUGGAGACGCUACAGAGGAUUUAUGGAAUUUCUUUUCCAGAUACAAAAAUGUUGAAAGAAUGGGAAAGGUUUCAGGAAGAGGCCAAAAACAGAGAUCAUAGAAAACUGGGGAGGGAGCAAGAGUUGUUUUUCUUCCAUGAACUCAGCCCAGGAAGCUGUUUUUUCCUGCCUAAGGGAGCUUAUAUAUACAGUGAGCUCAUUACAUUCAUUAGGAGUGAGUACAACAAAAGAGGCUUUACAGAGGUGGUGUCUCCCAAUAUUUACAACCACAAACUGUGGCAAACAUCAGGACACUGGCAGCACUACAGUGAGAAUAUGUUUUCUUUUGAAGUGGAGAAGGAAAUCUUUGCCCUAAAACCUAUGAAUUGUCCAGGUCACUGUCUCAUGUUUGAUCAUCGGCCACGGUCCUGGAGGGAACUGCCAUUGCGAUAUGCUGACUUUGGAGUGCUUCAUCGUAAUGAGCUGUCUGGAGCACUGACUGGCCUGACUCGGGUCCGCAGAUUCCAACAAGAUGAUGCUCACAUUUUCUGUACCAUGGAGCAGAUUGAAGCAGAAAUUAAAGGUUGCCUGGACUUCCUGCGUGCUGUCUACAAUGUCUUUGGAUUUACUUUUAAACUUGAACUUUCCACUCGCCCAGAGAAGUUUCUUGGUGAUGUUGAAGUCUGGAACGUAGCUGAGAAGCAACUUGAAAAUAGCCUCAAUGAGUUUGGUGAGAAGUGGAGUUUGAAUCCUGGUGAUGGUGCUUUUUAUGGGCCCAAGAUUGACAUAAAAAUCAAAGAUGCUAUUGGUAGAUAUCAUCAAUGUGCUACAAUUCAGUUGGAUUUCCAGUUGCCUGUCAGAUUUAACUUGACCUAUGUGAGUCAUGAUGGUGUUGACCAGAAUAGGCCUGUUAUUAUUCAUCGGGCAAUCCUAGGCUCUGUGGAACGAAUGAUUGCAAUUUUGACUGAAAACUAUGGUGGCAAAUGGCCUCUCUGGCUGUCUCCACGUCAAGUUAUGGUUGUACCUGUGGGACCUACAUGUGAAGAAUAUGCACAACAGGUUCAACAGCAAUUUCAUGAUGCUGGGUUAAUGUCUGACGUUGACCUCGAUCAAGGAUGUACACUGAACAAGAAGAUCCGAAAUGCACAACUUGCUCAAUAUAACUUUAUCCUUGUGGUUGGUGAAAAAGAGAAGAGCAGUGGAACUGUAAAUGUGCGCACAAGAGACAACAAGGUGCACGGGGAGCGCACAAUAUUUGAAACCAUUCAGAGGCUUUUGCAGCACAAGAAAUCCAGAAGUAAACAUGCUGAAGAGGAUUUCUAAGACUUUUGGAAUCCUGCCAUAUACACCUGUAGCCAAAUAAGCGCAGUUUCAAUUUUUUUUAUUGGGAAAGGGAAAGCAAUGAUUCCAUUCUAAAAAUCUUAAUUUCCAAGCAUCUAUCACAAACUUUGUCUGGCAACAUGGUCAAUAAUGUUAAUUGUAGGUCAAGAAUUAAAGUUAUUGUUUCAAUUUCUGCAUAAUGGUAAUUUCUUGCAUGAAAAUGAUUUUGAAAAUACUUUAAAACUAUUUGUAGUUUUUUCUGUAAUUCAUUUUUCAGCAUUUUUAUCAAGUACUUUGACUCACAACUGAACAGAAGGAAUUAACACCCCCAAUAAAAUACAUUUCCUUCAAUAUC